Molecule: messenger RNA, 1826 nt
Organism: Centropristis striata (black sea bass)
Lineage: Eukaryota; Metazoa; Chordata; Actinopteri; Perciformes; Serranidae
Product: homeobox protein otx5-like
Exons: 3
Coding region: 1-912 (303 amino acids)
Biological process (GO): multicellular organism development; regulation of transcription by RNA polymerase II
Cellular component (GO): nucleus
Molecular function (GO): DNA-binding transcription factor activity, RNA polymerase II-specific; RNA polymerase II cis-regulatory region sequence-specific DNA binding
Source: RefSeq, a predicted model, not a curated record
AUGAUGUCCUACAUAAAGCAACCUCAUUACACCAUGAACGGGUUAAAUUUGCCUGGCCCCGGAAUGGAUGUGCUACACACGACUGUCGCUUAUCCUUGUAAGUAUAAACUGUGUUUUGCAGCCACUCCCCGGAAGCAGCGCAGGGAGCGCACCACCUUCACCCGGACACAGCUGGACAUCCUGGAGGCGCUGUUCUCCAAGACCCGCUACCCAGACAUCUUCAUGAGGGAGGAGGUGGCCCUGAAGAUCAACCUGCCGGAGUCACGUGUGCAGGUUUGGUUUAAAAACCGCCGUGCCAAGUGCCGUCAGCAGCAGCAGCAGAGCAGUGGCCAGUCCAAGCCCCGCCCUCCCAAAAAGAAGGCUUCUCCAGUGCAGGAACCCAGCGCCCCUGACCCUGUUCCUAACCCCUCCGGCUCCUACAGCCCCUCCUCCGUCCAGUCCGGCCCCAGCCUGGUCCCCAGCUCCAGCACUGGAAACACUGCCGUGUCCAUCUGGAGCCCGGCCAUCUCGCCCCUGCCCGACCCCCUGGCCUCCUCCUCGGCCCCCUGCAUGCAGCGGCCCUCACCCUAUCCCAUGAGCUACGGCCAGCCGUCGGCCUACACCCAGGGCUACGCCAGCACCACCUCCUACUUCACCGGCCUGGACUGCAGCGCCUACCUGUCCCCCAUGCACUCGCAGCUGUCAGGCACCGUGGGCGCCCUCAGCCCCAUCACCGUGCCCUCGAUGGGGGGCUCCCUAAGCCAGUCGCCGGCCUCGCUGUCCUCGCAGGGCUACAGCACGGCCUCCUCCCUGGGCUUCACCUCCGUUGACUGCCUGGACUACAAGGACCAGCAGGCCUGGAAACUGGGCUUCACCACAAUGGACUGCCUGGACCACAAGGACCAAAACUCCUGGAAAUUCCAGGUCCUUUAAAAACCAGGAAACGAUGGUGUUCAUGUGUCAACAAGUCCCGUGUGAGAUAGUGUGAAGCAGUUCUGAAGCCAGAGGACUCGUUGUCUUUGAUUUUCAGUCUCUUGUUUGUAAGAUUUUGUUUUAUUUUCUAAAGGUGACCUCUGUAGAAAUGCAUUUUAUUUGAAUGACUUUGGAGCUGAAGGGACCAGUGACUGUCAUCGAUGCUGCCUGACUGCAAAUCAUAUAUGUUGUCUUCUUCACGCUACAUAUAAUAAGGGAACAAAAGCCUUUAAAGAGUUUGUAGGAAAAUGUUGAAGUGGUAUGUCUGGAAACACACAGAGCCAUGUUUCAUUUUGUUUUAAGUUUGCAUUGUGAUAGAGUGAAAGGAGAGCUGCUGCGAUGGGAAGGAGCCGUGGAGUCCUCUAGGUCACCUCCUCUGUCAGGGUUUAAUUAUUUCAAGCUAUUUAUUAUCAUUUUAUGCUCAUUUAAAUAUGUAAUUUGGUUUGCGUUUAGACAUUUUUGAGCAUUUGUGUUGCGUAUUUCAGUGUUAGCCUUUAGUUUGAUCAUCCCAAUCUGUUUGAUGGAAAAACUAGAUCUUCUGUUUUAGUUGUGUGACAUUAUUAAAGUGAUCUAUUCUUUACACGUUGUGCACUGACAAUCAUUGAGAUUCUCAUAAAUGCAUUGUGCUUUGUGUCUAUGAGCUUGUUAGUAGCACAGUGAGGGGUCAUGAACACGGUGGACGUAUGGGGCCCUGUGUGGUCAUGUUUGUCAUAUGGCCUGCAUGGCUCUCACUGCUCCAUCUUGGUUAUUUUAGUUUAUCUGAUUCUGGGAGUGUUCCAAUCCUCUUAGCCUCCCUUCAGCAAUGCCCUAAGUGAAUUAGUUAGGAUUAUUGCCCUAUCCCCCUCUGUCUCUCUCUGUCUCUCACCCAUCUCACC